GUCUCAGCAGCGCCCUAGACACCCGUCCAGUUAACAGGUGGACAUGGCCAGCAGGGGCCACACUCGACCCAAGGGCCUGACCUGGGCCCUAGGACUGACCCUGGCUUGGAUCCUGCUGGGAGCCUGUGGAGGAAGCCGCCCACUCCCAGCUACGUCCCGGAGACACUACAGGCUGGCAGCCGAUCUUGGCACAAGCCAGCUGCACCUUGCAGAGAUGGACACACCAGAGGCGCUGGACCCUGGGAUGGCUCCAGAACGCUGUGGGGACCCGAGCCCCGGGUGCGAAUCCUUUCUGGGACAUCUCCAAGUUGCCCUCCACAGUCGCUUCCGCCUGCUGUUACUGGGAGCACGCCCGGCGCAGCCGCUCUGUUCCGAGCUCUGCGAUGUCUGGUUUGCCACAUGUGAAAGCGAUAUUAUUUGCGGCCCGACUUGGCUCCCGAUCCUAGAAAAGAGGGGCUGUGAACCUGGCUGCCCUACCUAUGAGCAGACCUUCGCUGACGGGGCGGAACUUUGCCGCUCGGUUCUGGGCUACGCGAUGCCGGUGGCAGCUCCUGGCGCCGGUCACUGCAUCAACAUUUCCACCACGGAACUGCCGGGUUCCCGACAGGAAGGGAAGGCCCGAGAAAUCACCUUCCUGCGUUCCCGCCGCUCACGCACCUGGAUCCUGGAUGCCGCGGGCAGCGGGAGUGGCAGUGGAAGCGGCAGCGGCCCCUAGGGGGCGCCGGGCCUUGGAUGGGAGAUGGGAGUCCCUUCCCCCGACCCGGCCCCUCAAGAUACCCAAAGCUCCACCUCUCUCCCGCUCUGCCUUCUAGUUUCCAGAGUCCUGUCUCUCCUUCCUGGAGUACCAGAGACUCGCCCU
Molecule: messenger RNA, 859 nt
Organism: Neogale vison (American mink)
Lineage: Eukaryota; Metazoa; Chordata; Mammalia; Carnivora; Mustelidae
Gene: RTBDN
Product: retbindin
Exons: 6
Coding region: 44-715 (223 amino acids)
Cellular component (GO): external side of plasma membrane
Molecular function (GO): riboflavin transmembrane transporter activity; signaling receptor activity; riboflavin binding
Source: RefSeq, a predicted model, not a curated record